GUAAUUUUAUUUUUCUUUAAGUUUUUCUCAACUAGCAUAAUUUACCUUUAUACCUUGAAAAGAUAACUAGUGAAAAGUAAUUUUUGUAAGCAGGAGAAAGAUUUUCUUUUAAACCAGGUUAGUGGGCCUUUCACUUAGAACAACACUCUCAGUGAAUGCCACCAGACGGUGGUCAUAAAUGCUGUGUUACAAAGCGCCCUGCAGUGGGCCACUGCUGCAGGAAGUUGUAUUGCCAGACUCAUUAGGACACAAGUCUCCUAGGAAUAGAAAUGCCUCGCCUAGACUUGUGUUCAGCUUCUCAUUCUUGCUUUCAGUUACUGGUGUGUGCAUUCUGUUUCUUAGCACAGGGAGCAUUGCAUCUGAAUAGUCAGGUUGUCUAUUAGUGUUAUUUAAGCAUGGGUCCAAGUUGCUGUAACAGAGAUUCAAAGAUAGUGUUUCCAACAAGAAACUUGAUUUCUCGUGUUCCAUCUCACAGGCAGACAGGUGGCUCUGCCCCUGGAGGUCUUCUGGGAGCCUGGCUGCUCUGUGUCAUGGGCAUGUCACCGUGGGGUGGGAGAGAGCGUGUGGAAACAGGUGGCUCGCACGCCUCCCUUCUAUUCCCAUCUCAUUGGCUGGAUCUGUCACAGGGUCACACCUAACUACAGGGGACUCUAGGAAAUGGAGUCAUUUGCUGGGCGGUCAUGUGCCCACUAAAAUUUUGAGUGGAGUUUCUAUCACUCAAGGGGAGCAGGGAUCUUGGGCAGUCUUCAUUCUCUGCCACAGUUGACCCUCGGCCAUUCUUGGUCCCGCACCGGGCCAUACUCAGUUACUGCCUCCAGCCCAGAGCCAGGCCCUCUGGUGGCAUGUGGCUCUCUACCAGGUGCCAGUGCAGCUUCACACAGUCACAUUCUAGACUCAGACAAGUCCCGGCCUCCCUGAUACUGUCUCCAGCACCCAGCAAAAGAGCAGGGUGACUGCAUACAUGCCCAUUCAGGUGGGGAAGAACCCAGACCCACAGCAGUCACUGGUCCACAGCGGUUCCCAGUGGACUUUGCAAAGGUGUUCUGAACUGGUGGCCACUAAAGCAAAACAGUCCUAGGACCCCUGACCCAGCGGAAAUGAAGACCUCCAUCUACCAGGACAAGUACAAGGAUGCUUACAGCGGCUCUCUUCAUACUAGCCCCGAAUUACCAACAGCUCAGGUGUUCCCAAGAGAGAAGUGGAAAGAUAAAUUGUGAUAUAUUUAUACAGCAGAAUGCUGUACGUCAGUGAAGAAUGACCUGCUGUAACGUGCCACACAGACGACUUUCACAGGCGUAAUAUGAUGACAUAGGAACUGGUGACAAGAAGGUGACUGUGGAGCCUGAAUUUCUGAGGAUGGAAAUCUGCAUAAGACAGUGUCAGAAACACUCACAGUGAUGGAGCCCCCCACCUCUGAGUCUAGGGGGUGCCCUGAACUCAGACUAGGGGUGCUGUUGGGAAACCCAGAAGGGCAGAGCCUGCAGAGCUCCCCCUCCCAGCAGGGAGGUUUCAAGCAGGUGACAGUUACCCAUUGGAAGAUCCAAACAAGAGAGGCAGCCCAGGCAGGCAGUAUAUCAGGCGGAGGCCCAGUUCUGAGCUCUAACCUACUCAUACUUGAAAGAGAGCUUGUAGAAGGGGAGGCCCACCCAUGUGAGACUUGUGGCAAAAGCUUCCCAUUUAAUUCGGACCUAAUUGGACAUCAGAUUUCUCAUACUGGGGAGAAACUUUACAAAUGUGAUCAAUGUGGGAGAGGCUUCAGCCAGAGCUCCCACCUUGCUGAGCAUCAGAGAGUUCACACUGGAGAGAGACUCUAUGUGUGUAACGUGUGUGGGAAAGAUUUCAUUCACUAUGCAGAUCUUACUGAGCAUCAGAGUGCACAUGCAGGGGAAAAGCCAUUCAAAUGUGCGCAGUGCGGGAAAACAUUCUGUCACAGCUCAGACCUGAUUCGACACCAGCGAGUUCAUACCCGAGAGAGACCUUUUGAAUGCAAAGAGUGUGGGAAAGGCUUCAGUCAGAGCUCACUACUUAUUCGACAUCAGAGAAUUCACACAGGAGAAAGACCCUAUGAAUGUAAUGAAUGUGGAAAAUCCUUCAUCAGGAGCUCAAGCCUUAUUCGACAUUAUCAGAUCCACACAGAAGUGAAACAGUAUGAGUGUAAGGAAUGUGGGAAGGCCUUCCGUCAUCGCUCAGACCUCAUCGAACAUCAGAGAAUUCACACUGGAGAGAGGCCCUUUGAAUGUAACGAAUGUGGAAAAGCCUUUAUUCGGAGUUCAAAGCUUAUUCAGCAUCAGAGAAUCCAUACUGGAGAAAGGCCUUAUGUAUGCAAUGAGUGUGGAAAGCGUUUCAGCCAGACAUCAAACUUUACUCAGCAUCAGAGAAUUCACACUGGAGAGAAACUCUAUGAAUGUAAUGAAUGUGGGAAAGCUUUCUUUCUGAGUUCAUACCUUAUUCGACACCAGAAAAUCCACACUGGGGAGAGGGUAUAUGAAUGUAAGGAAUGUGGGAAAGCCUUUCUCCAGAAAGCGCAUCUCACGGAACAUCAGAAGAUCCACACUGGGGACAGGCCCUUUGAAUGUAAAGACUGUGGGAAAGCUUUCAUUCAGAGCUCCAAGCUGCUUCUGCAUCAGAUUAUUCAUACUGGAGAAAAGCCCUAUGUAUGUAGUUAUUGUGGGAAAGGCUUUAUUCAGAGGUCGAACUUCCUUCAACACCAGAAAAUUCAUGCUGAAGAGAAACUCUAUGAAUGUAGUCAGUAUGGGAAAGAUUUCAACUCAACCCCAAACUUUAAAAAUAAUCAAGGUAUUCACCAAGAGGGACUUCCCUUGAGUAAGAACCCCAUACAUUUGGGUGAGAAGUCUGUAGGUCAGGGAGAACAUACAGAUAACUUAUGAAUUGAUUAU
Diceros bicornis minor is the source of this 2897-nucleotide messenger RNA. RefSeq names its product zinc finger protein 623 (gene ZNF623). The coding region runs from base 1398 to 2888 and encodes 496 amino acids. NCBI's taxonomy places the organism in Eukaryota, Metazoa, Chordata, Mammalia, Perissodactyla, Rhinocerotidae. The transcript has 2 exons. Gene Ontology annotation, molecular function: DNA-binding transcription factor activity; RNA polymerase II cis-regulatory region sequence-specific DNA binding. The record is from RefSeq and is a predicted model, not a curated record. Gene Ontology annotation, biological process: regulation of transcription by RNA polymerase II.